This is a messenger RNA of Rhinocladiella mackenziei CBS 650.93, 1452 nucleotides long. RefSeq lists its product as uncharacterized. The record is from RefSeq and is a predicted model, not a curated record. The transcript has a single exon. Lineage: Eukaryota; Fungi; Ascomycota; Eurotiomycetes; Chaetothyriales; Herpotrichiellaceae. Gene Ontology annotation, molecular function: acyltransferase activity, transferring groups other than amino-acyl groups. Bases 1 to 1452 code for a protein of 483 amino acids. Gene Ontology annotation, cellular component: membrane. Gene Ontology annotation, biological process: polysaccharide biosynthetic process.
AUGCCCUCCCAACAUGACAGUCUGCUGGAAAAGGGCCACCUGAAUGGGCUGAAAGAAGAGACAAGCCUCCCCUUUGCCAAUCAGAUACAGACCUGGACUCUUAGCAUUCUGAAACCGUCGUUCGACGACAAGAAUCAGGUGCAAAGCGUGAACACUAGACGAACAGCAUAUCUGGAUGGCCUGAGAGGAUUCGCAGCACUCCUCGUGUACUGGGGUCAUCAUGAAUUAUGGGCUCAUGACGCACUCUCGCCAGAUCGGAUCUUAGAGAAUGCAUUCGGAUACGACAGGCAGUAUUACUUCGUAUGUCUACCAGGAAUCCGGACAUUUUUCUCUGGUGGUCACUUCGCAGUGACUAUCUUCUUCGUUCUCUCCGGAUAUGUCUUGUCAGCCAAGCCCAUGACGAUGAUCCAUACCGGCGACUACAGGAGACUAGGAGACAGUUUGGCAUCGGCAUUAUUCAGACGAUGGCUUCGGCUUCAUAUUCCGGUCAUCUGUACAACCUUCUUAUACAUGACAUCGUGGCAUGUGUUUAAGUAUCGUGCAGACCCAUGCCCUCUGUCAAGCUACCGUGAAGAGCUUUGGAACUGGUACUCAGAGUUCAAAAACUUCAGCUUUGUUUUCAGAACAGGCGGCGAGCCAUGGUUCAGCUACAGCUUUCAUGCCUGGUCUAUUCCCGUCGAGUUCAGGGGUUCCAUUGCUAUUUACACAUCACUCUUAGCGUUUUCCAGGCUGACCAGGAACGCGCGGCUGUGGUGUGAAGUGGGACUUAUCAUCUACUUCAUGUACAUCGUGGACGGCUGGUUUUGUUCUCUUUUUGUGGCGGGAAUGCUUCUUUGCGAUCUCGACCUACUCGAACAAGACGAUAACCUGCCGCGCUUCUUUUCGAAAUUGGCCCCAAUUAAGAGAAGUAUUUUCUCCAGUCUUCUCAUCAUCAGCGUGUAUCUCGGCGGCGUUCCUUCUUACAACCGGGACAUUCACGUGCUGAGAGAAUCACCUGGCUGGUAUUAUUUAUCACUGCUGAAACCGCAAGCCGUCUUCGAUUACAAAUGGUUUUACCUUUUCUGGGCCUCGACCUUUCUUGUUGCUUCGAUUCAACGAAUUUCAUGGCUGAAAUCGUUCUUCGAAACACGAUUCAAUCAAUAUCUCGGCCGCAUAUCAUUUGCCUUCUACUUGGUCCACGGGCCUAUACUUUGGUCACUCGGCGACAGGAUAUAUGCAGCCGUCGGAUGGUCAAGGGAAAGUCAUGCCACAAACAUCCCCAAGUGGAUCAAUAUCCUGCAGCUACCCAAAAUUGGACCUUUCGGCCUGGAAUUGAGCUUUCUCCUUCCGCAGUUGAUCCUCCUCCCAGCUACCUUAUGGAUCGCGGGAGUAGCAACUGCAUUGAUUGAUGAACCAAGCGUGAAUUUCUCGCAAUGGCUAUAUAGUCGCGCAUUGGCGCAGAAAAAGUUGUAG